CCAUAAAUGAAGAAUUAAGAAGAAUUAAGGAGGGGAGACGGGCACAGCUCGAGGCUUGUGAGGAAUGCAGUCUGAUCUGACUUAGCGAGCAUCUGAUUUCGAUUUCCCUGUCGAUCGGAAUGCGCUGGGCAAUUGAGGCGGUGCACAGAACCGAGGUCGGUCCGUUGGGAUUUGUUGCAUCGAAGGUUGAGUGUCAUGGAGCGUGGUCAAGCUUCUGCCAUAGCCAGUCCCGGAGAAGUCACGGACCUCCUUUGUGAGUUUUUGGAAGUCGCCGUCACCCUCCUGCUCAGUAUCCGGAAAUUAUAUCCUGCAGAAAUAUUUGAAAGGCGUCGCCACUUGAAUGUGCCCGUGCAAUGGAUUCGGCACGCAGAGUUGCGCGAUCACAUACAUUCUGCUCUCACAAGCCUGCACUCCUGGAUUCAGCAAGGCAUUGUAGAGAAAGUGGCGGUGGUGUUCUUUGACAGCAAUCAAACACCCGUCGAGAGAUUCGUCUUCAAACUGAAUGUGAACCAAAACUUCGCGGCAUCGUUGCCAGUCAACGACAUCGAGUACUCACUGCGAACCUUCUUGAUCAAGCUCUCCGUGUCGGAACCACUCUUGCGACCUCUCCCACAAGUUUCGGAGGACGACCGCGUACUUCUAUAAUCUCCAACAAUGCUGUGAUCACAGCUGGAUGUCAGUUCUGCCGUGUAAGCUGUGACUGUGUUUGAUGGUUGUGGGUCUUGCAGAUUGCACGUUCGAGAUCAUCGCAUACUCGAAGCUACUUCCAGGAGAUGCCAGCGACAAGGGGCGCUUGUGGAUAUCAGCUGAUUCUAAGCAGUGGCAGGAGCCAGCCGAGAUCACGCCCAUCAAAUCCAUGACAAGCGAUGCUUUGGACGUCGAGCUGUACGUCGAACAUCCUUCCGCAGUCGACCAGACGCCGGAUCAGCAACUGAGACUAGAAAAUUGAGAAUUCUAAGCUUGCGUGUGUCAGAAGUAAGCGACGUUUAGAUUUCGAUUGAGUACCAGGAUCGAGGACGAGUGACAGUGUAGUACACAGGAUUGUUUUAGAAGUAGGAACUUUGUCCAAAUGGUGAGUUUUAUUCUUUAAACCAUAGAGAGGGGUGUUAUUCCCGGGCAUUUGUGGAGUAUUAAUUCUAUUUGAGCAGUUGGAGAAUGUUCGUAAUCGCGCUUUUCAUGCAGCGCUUUGAUGCAAAAGGUUCUGAGUAUUAUGAUGUCAGGUCCAUAGGCAGCGCCGCUUCGAUUUUAGUGAUCGGUCCGCUCGCGUUCUCUCCGACCUACGAAUGUUCGGAUUUUAACAUUCAUCGGCUGAGACAGUCUAUUGGAUUGGUGUAUUGACCACUGGGGUGGUAUUACAAAGUGCAAUAGACAAGUGGAUGUCUACGUUAGUUACAAAAUCAAGAGUCUAGCGGACAAGGUCGACGGUAGCUGCAGUGGCUGCGC
Messenger RNA from Marchantia polymorpha subsp. ruderalis, 1443 nucleotides. Lineage: Eukaryota; Viridiplantae; Streptophyta; Marchantiopsida; Marchantiales; Marchantiaceae. The record is from the annotation of a GenBank genome assembly.